Varroa destructor (honeybee mite) is the source of this 2145-nucleotide messenger RNA. Its product is annotated as tRNA-uridine aminocarboxypropyltransferase 1. Lineage: Eukaryota; Metazoa; Arthropoda; Arachnida; Mesostigmata; Varroidae. Gene Ontology annotation, biological process: tRNA modification. The record is from RefSeq and is a predicted model, not a curated record. Gene Ontology annotation, cellular component: nucleus. Gene Ontology annotation, molecular function: tRNA-uridine aminocarboxypropyltransferase activity.
GGUGUUUAUCGUUGCCGAACGUAUUUGCACAUUUGUAUAUAGAAAUAUUUACUUUUGUUUUUUAUCGUUAUGUGGAGACCAGCGAUAACAAAAAGUCCUCUGUAUGAAAGCCUCAACAAUGUUAAAAAUCCAUUUGAAGGUUUCGAUAUUUUUGAUGCUUCUGUUCUAGACGAGAACGGAUUGCGAGAAAACUGUGCGCAAUGCGGCCGAUCAAGAAUGUGGUUCUGCUAUGAGUGUAGAUCUCCUUUGCCUUCGUUAGCAGGGCGUUUUCCUCAGGUUAAGCUUCCAUUUAUUGUAGAUAUCAUUAAACAUGGAAAAGAGUUAAACGGGAAGUCAACUGGAGUACAGGCUUCGAUACUUAGUAAAGAAGUGAACCUGUUCGUUUAUCCAAACAUUCCAAAGUACGAAGAUCCAAGCAAGGUACUGUUGAUUUUUCCAUGCAAAGAACAAUUCGAUGAUGUCUGUCGCCAGAGAUCCGUCCAACUAGGCACUGAAGAAAAAUGCGUAUUAUGUGAAGGACGACAUAUAAAAUUCGCUUUCAAUCGGGUAAUCCUUAUUGAUUCAACAUGGUGCCAGACGAAAAAAAUUCUUUUAGAUGACCGAAUUGCCAGUCUUCCUUAUAGGGCGGGCCUAACGGGUCGGAAGAGCGUAUUUUGGCGCCCCCAACGAGGACAAAACCUCGAGUAUUUAGCCACUGUAGAGGCCCUUCACGAGAUCUGUCGCCGAUGGUUGAUGAUUCAGAGCUGUCUUGAAGCGGAGAAAGUAGACAAUAUUCUGUUUUUCUUUCGUUAUUUCUAUGAUAAAAUCACCUCCAGGUACCGAACUCUAUUAAAAGCAAAUUAAUAAAAAUGUCAUAAUUUGUUUUCUGUUUUUCUACCUGUGAUAUCAUUCGUUAAUUCGUACAAUUCAUUGUAAUGCGUACAGGUAACAUUGUUGAACUAAAUUUGUGCCACAUGCAUUUCUAUUUUGUUUGAUAGUUUUAUUUAUUUAUUUAUUAAGUUUGAUAGUUUUAGAUAAAGGAAGUAAUGUAUUUGUAUUGUUGAGGUAUCAAAACAUAAUUGUUAAGGAAUUCUAAUUCAUAUUCAAGGUGACUUCGAAAAUUAAACAGUUUUAACAUGGCGGAUUACCAAUUGCAUGGUUCUGUGUUGCGUGCUUUAUCAAAAUAAACAUUUUUUGCUCUUAUUCACUCAGCCUCACGUUAGUAAUCACAUAAUGGCUAUUUCUAAAAGUAGAACAAUCCUGCGAGCCAACGAGCGUUUUCCCUUGUAGUAUGCGUUCUUACCUCAAGAAUAACUUACGAAGCUGAAUUACUUUCACCGAAGUUAUGACAACAGAGCUGAUCCAAAUUAACAAGCGCCCGGCCCUUUGCAGAAUACUCAUUACGUUUAUGCCUUCAAAGCGUUACCUGGUAAAUAUCCUUAAGAAACCUUUAAGUUCGCAAUGGUAGCUGUAUUAAGUUACUAGCAGGCAUGCAGUGCUUUUCGGAGAUUACCCACUGUCGUUUUUGUGCUCAAGUUUUAGGCAAAUCCGCGCACUACAAUGCUGCCUUAUGGUUUUUGAGUAUAUUAUAAAAAUCGUUCUCAGUAAAUUGUAAAGAUAGAUGUACAUAAAUAAAUUCAAUAAUCGCUUUUUUUAUUCACACAGGUUGUGUAGCCUUUAGAUGUCGUAUUUAAACCGACUUAAGCUAGAGAUCUCAUGAAAGUAUUGUGGAACAAUUGAUGUUCAAACCGUAAAUUGAAAACCACCCUCCUAAAUUGUACACAUUACCUCUAUAUUAUAAAUAUUAGCAAUACAUAAUAAUAAAUGCGCUCAUGUAUACUUAGCUUUAGUUAUUUUAAAACUAAAGCUUAUUGGUACAACCAUAUUCCUACGCGUUGUUUAUGUUAUAAUAGUAAUAAUAUUACAUGAUUUGGAAAAAGCUUUGCGGAUGUAGAAAAACACAUCCGUAUUAUAAAGAAUUCUUAGCAAUUUACGAUUAUGCCAACUUAUUGGGGUUUGAGCCGAUAACUACCACAUAGCUAUUAAUAGAGCUGUUAAUAGGGAUACGUAACCCAGAUCUACAGACGGAUACGGGAUAUUCGAAUCAAUAGUCUUGUAUUCUACAGAUGGUUAAGCUUAUAAGAAAUUAUAGAUGCAUAAGUCUAG